CGCGUAUCGUUUGUUGACGCACUUCCUGAUUUGAUCGCCCCGGAUUUGGGUGCACUUAUAUGGGUCGGUUGCUUGUAUAGGGAGUACCGGACAUUGUCUGCAUUAUAUGUGCCGAGACCACGAUUAACGCCACCCACCUCGACGCAAUGGCUGUUCGAAACACCGCCGAAGAAAUGGAGCGACUCCAGCUUUCAGACGAAGACACGGAAGAUCUCUGGAACUCCCCAUCAAAGCGAGCAUCACAUAAACGAGUCCAACCUCGAAUGUCCGAUGAGAUGCCUGCACCGGAGCCUCAACAAGCCCAUGAGGGGGGCGACACUCUUUUUGAUCGCCAAGAGGCCCGCGAGGCAGCCUUACAGCAUGAGCUACAUGCCGUGCGGAACAUCAAUGAGGUCAUUGAAGGCCUGCUCAACAGCAUUGACAAGGCGAAGGGUAACAUGGAGACCGUGUCGAAGACAGUCGCAUCUGCAUCGACACUUCUAAACACUUGGACCCGAAUCCUGUCCCAAACCGAGCAUAAUCAGCGCCUCAUCCUAAAUCCAAACUGGCAAGGUGCCACACAAGACGUCGCCGACAUGGAGAACGAGGCGAUUCAGAGACAGCAAGCGGCCGAGCGGCGUGAGCAAGCACUUCAGCAGCAGCGGGAAGCAGCACUUCGAAAGGCCGAGGAGGAAGAAAGGCGACGGAUUGCCACUGGUCGUGGAGGUCGUGGUACUAGUCGUGGCACGGUGCGCAGUACUGGACUGGGCAGGACUCCGAGUGUGAGCACCAGCCGCACAGCAGCUACGAGAGGGUCAUCCACUACAACCACUCGACGACCGGCCAGUGGGAUCGCACGUGGAAGUGGGAUUGCACGAGGCCGGGGCAAGGCUUGAAUUCAUGAGAUCUCUAUGUAUGAUACUCUUUUCACUUUGGAGAAUAGAAACACCACGCGCCCAAUGAAGAUGAUACCCAAAU
Molecule: messenger RNA, 957 nt
Organism: Penicillium brasilianum
Lineage: Eukaryota; Fungi; Ascomycota; Eurotiomycetes; Eurotiales; Aspergillaceae
Source: the annotation of a GenBank genome assembly